AUGGUCACAUGGGUGUGUGACAUCGCUAGUGUUAGCGCCGGGCGCUGGGGUAUGACGUCACCGCAGCGCGUCGCCUGCAGCACGUGUCUGCCAUGGAGUCUCUGGCUGAGCAGCUGCACCGGGUCCGGGCGGUGAAAUUCGGCCGUUUCCAGCUGAAGAGCGGCAUCACCUCCCCGGUGUACUUCGAUCUGAGGGUGAUCGUGUCCCACCCGGCGCUGCUCAACCAGGUCGCUGAGCUUCUGUACCGCACAGCCCAGGUUGCCGGGCUCCAGUACCAUUCAGUAUGUGGGGUCCCCUACACCGCUCUCCCCCUGGCCACCAUUGUCUGCUCUACCCACCUGCUGCCAAUGCUAAUCCGCAGGAAGGAGGCCAAAGACUACGGAACCAAACGUCUGGUUGAAGGAACAAUCACCCCUGGAGAGACCUGUCUGAUCAUUGAGGAUGUAGUGACGAGCGGGUCUAGUGUCCUGGAGACAGUAGAGGUGCUGCGGAGGGAGGGUCUCCAGGUGACCGAUGCCAUCGUCUUGGUGGAUCGAGAGCAGGGUGGCAGGGAGAGGCUGGCAGAGAAUGGCAUCAGGCUGCACUCCAUCUACACCCUGACACAGCUCCUCACCAUUCUGCACCAGCUGGGGAAGGUGGAUGUGGAGUUGGUGGAGGAUGUGAGACGCUUCAUCUUAGAGAAUCAGGUCAUCCACCCAGCAGCACUCGCAGUCCGGAAACCCGGCGCAGCCAUGAGCUACUCCUCCCGCGCUGCCCUCCCGGACACGCACCCGCUGGCAAAGCGACUCCUGGCCAUUAUGGAGAAGAAGGAGAGUAAUCUCUGCGUAUCAGCAGAUGUCACAGACUCUGCAGGUCUCCUCCAGCUGGCGGCAGAGCUGGGACCUUCUAUAUGUAUGCUAAAGACUCACGUGGACAUUUUAUCAGACUUCACCCCUGAGGUCGCCUCCAGGCUCCGAGCCCUCGCAGAUCAACACGACUUCCUCUUAUUUGAGGAUCGGAAGUUUGCCGACAUUGGGAACACUGUGAAAUCCCAGUACACGGGUGGUAUCUACAGAAUCUCGUCUUGGGCUGACGUGGUGAAUGCCCACGCGGUGCCCGGCCCUGGAGUGGUACAAGGGCUGCAAGAGGUUGGCGAUGCUUUGGGUAGAGGCUGCCUGGUGAUCGCAGAGAUGAGUUCUCAGGGGUCGCUGGCGACUGGAGAGUACACGAAGGCGGCGGUGGCGCUGGCGGAGGGUCACCCGGCCUUUGUGUUUGGCUUUAUUUCUGGUGGAAAAGUGAGUGAGAGACCGGAGUAUCUCCACCUGACCCCCGGAGUCCAGCUGCAGGCCGGAGGCGACGCUUUAGGUCAGCAGUAUCGUACGCCUCAUGAGGUCAUCGCUAGCAGAGGAUCUGACAUCAUCAUUGUGGGACGUGGAAUCUUGUCAGCAGCCAAUCGACACGAAGCGGCUGAGAUGUACCGGAGAGCCGGGUGGGAGGCCUAUCUGUCCCGAAUCAGAGGAGAAGAUUAAACGUUAUUUACAUAGCACCAGUAUAUUCGCAGCGCUUUAUUAUAAACAUCAGACCAACAAAGGGAAGAUUAUGUGCCGGUGAUGUUUAACCUUUAUACAGCAAGCUAUAGCCGCAUAGGCUCCAUAUUGGCAGCAGGUGGCGCUGGUCCUAGGAUCACUAGUGUUACAGUAAACAUUACAGACCAUUGAUAAAGCACUCCGCUGUUCCGCCUUUACACACGUCAUCCUGGAGACGGUCGGUCCUAUUGUCUUCCACCUGGAUUUGUUGUCUCCCACAUUCCUAAACCAUCAUUUCAGUUCUGUCGUUCCAACUACCUUCUUGUUAAUUAGAUUAAAAGAACAAAAAAAACCUGACUUUGGCGCUUUCAUCUGUUCCUGUCUCCUAGCAACAAUGCGGAAUGAUCCUCUCCAUGCUGUAUGUGUGUAGAAUAUAUUCUAGUUCCUCCACCCACCUGUAAUAACCCUCGGUCCUGUUCAGCCCUCCGCACCCAUAUAACUGGUUCUGGCUUGUUGCAGUAAAUCCUCCCAUUAUUAUUAUACACAGAGAAGCCGCCAUACACCGGAACGGAUGAGGUGUAUUUUCAGUCUGAACUCCCAGCCAUCAAUAAAUGUGUUGGCCCAGUG
Pseudophryne corroboree (corroboree frog) is the source of this 2132-nucleotide messenger RNA. It is a transcript of the gene UMPS, whose product is annotated as uridine monophosphate synthetase. The transcript has 6 exons. Gene Ontology annotation, molecular function: orotate phosphoribosyltransferase activity; orotidine-5'-phosphate decarboxylase activity. Bases 93 to 1508 code for a protein of 471 amino acids. Gene Ontology annotation, biological process: 'de novo' pyrimidine nucleobase biosynthetic process; 'de novo' UMP biosynthetic process. NCBI's taxonomy places the organism in Eukaryota, Metazoa, Chordata, Amphibia, Anura, Myobatrachidae. The record is from RefSeq and is a predicted model, not a curated record.